AUGUACGAAGUUGGCCAUCUUUGUCUGGAGAUAUGGAAAGAAACGUUGGUUAUGCCUAUUCGGAAACGCCUUGUCGAUUUGAUACUACAGGCUGUUUCCGAUGACAGAAAAGAUGUCGCGAUCAACGACAAAAAAAUUAUUGCCGGUGUCAUUAGGUCAAUUUUGCAAGUUAGUAAUGGUGAUUUUGGGCUACAGCCCUAUGUGAAAUAUGCGACGUAUGAGACGACAUUCUAUCAGCAAAUCUUUGAGCAACAGUUGGUUGCUAGAUUUAACAAGGAAACAUUACUCGGAUGUUGCUCAAAAAGCCUACUAUCUUCAUUUUCACCAUCUCUUUACAUGGAAAAGAUAAUUGAGAUUUUGGCACAAGAAGAAGAACGAAGCGAUACUUACUUCAAUCAAGUAUCUGUGAAGAAGGUGAUCGGAAUUUGUCGAGACGUUCUUAUCAAUGAACACAAAAAUUGGCUUGAAGUUGCAUGCCCAGAGAUGAUUGCAGCAGAGAAUACAAAAGAUCUUCGCAACAUGUAUCUACUUUUGAAACCGAUUCCAUCUGGAACCCAAGUGAUGACACGAGAGUUUGAAUCGCACGUAAAAAGCAAAGGGUUCGCCUCAAUAUCCAAUUUGAAUGGGGAUAAUAUUCCGGCAUUGUUUGUUGAAAACUCGAUUCAAGUUUACCAAAAGUACAGCAAGAUGAAAAGCGAGGUCUUUGAGGACGACGUUGAUUUCACACAUGCUUUUGAUAAGGCCCUGCAAUCAGUUAUCAACUCGAAAGAUUCAACAAAAACUCCAAAGGCGCCUGAGAGAUUGGCUCGAUUUACUGACAGUCUGUUGAGGAAAAGCACAAAAGCGUUAAGUGAUCGCGACUUGGAAAAAAAAUUGGACGAGGCGACCAUAAUUUUCCGUUAUUUGGAGGACAAGGAUAUGUUUCAAAAGUAUUUCUCAAAGAUGCUUGCAAAUCGUCUCAUUAUGACCACGUCCUCAUCAAUGGAUUCUGAAGAGAUGAUGAUCACAAAGCUGAAGCAAGCUUGUGGCUAUGAGUUCACAUCCAAACUUUCAAGGAUGUUCACAGAUAUUGGAUUGAGCAAAGAACUGUCGACUAAAUACGAAGAGUACAUGAAGAAGAAUAAUCUGCCCAACCUGCCGGUCCCUAUGACCCCUUUAAUUCUUGGUGCUGCCGCUUGGCCGUUGUCGAUGCCACAAUCAACAAGCCAAGAGAAAAACACAAAUGAAACAAAGUUCAUUUUGCCUCGCGAUCUUCAACCUUGUAUCGACGGAUUUGAAAAAUUCUACGGCGAUACUCACAAUGGAAGAAAGUUGAGCUGGUUGUUCCAUUUGUCAAAUGCUGAAGUGAGACUGAGCUACUUGGACAAGCCUUAUGUGAUUAAUCUGUCGACACAUCAGCUGGCCAUACUGCUGAAUUUGCAACACAAGGAUUCGAUCACUUUGGACUUGAUUGCAACCGACACUGGAUUAAAAAACAAUUUGGACUUUUACACGCUUUACGAUGAUGAUGCCAAAUUGAUUGCCAAGGGAGAUCUUCAUGAGCGAUGUUGGUGUGAGAAACCUCAAUCUUGGCGAUCGGACAAAUUGAUUCUUUUAUACGAGGUGCGUGAAGGAGUGGAAGAAAAAAGUUUCGGCUUACAAGUUGCGAAAAUGGUUGGCUUCCCUGAGCACCUUCUUUUGGAUGCUAAAAACGUUUUGGAGCAACUGGAGGCAGGGAAUUCAGUCGACGAGGAGUUGAAAAGACGGCUCAAAUCGGCAACGUCUCUAGAAGAAAGCAAAAAGGUUUUAUCGGUU
Messenger RNA from Mesorhabditis belari, 1794 nucleotides. NCBI's taxonomy places the organism in Eukaryota, Metazoa, Nematoda, Chromadorea, Rhabditida, Rhabditidae. The record is from the annotation of a GenBank genome assembly.